GAGUAAAAUGGGAGAACAAAGAAAAGGGUAACCAAUGACAUAGGAAACAAGGUCAGUAAAGAUAUAGAGAAGGGGACAUGAGCUGAAUGGACCGACAUUAUGGGGGAAAGGCACUGGAGACAGAGAAAAAUGUGAACAAAGAUAGCAGAAACCCAAUACCACCGGUUAAGGAAAAAUAGAGCAAGGGGCUCAAAAGAUAGACCAAAGAAACAGGUAGGGUCUGGAGUCCCCUUGUAGCACAGCAGGUUCAGGAUCCAGUGUUGUCACCACACUGGCCAGGGUCAUUGCCGUGAUGCGGGUUUAAUCUCUGGCCUCAGAAUUUCCACAUGCCACCAGUGCAGUGAAAGGAAGGGAAGAAGGGAGGAGGGAGGAAGGAAGGAAGAGAAAGGUAGGUGCUGGAUCUUCCAGACCUGAUAAGCCAGAAUAUAGGUAGACUUUGAGAUAAACAAGGAGCAAACAAAGGAUUUUAAGCAGCAGGAUAUAAUAAUUGGAUGUGUAUGCUCCAAAGAUCAUUGUAGAACCAGCAGUAAGGUGAUUUAGGGAUAUGGAGAACAUUAGAUUGGGGGUUUGGGGAGUAGAAAUCACUCCAAGAGUGCAAGCCAGAAAUGAGAGCCUAAAAAGAAAUGAAAAUGAAAAACAUUAUGAAAGUAAAAUCAAGAUUUGGCCAGGAAAUUCUUAGCCAUGGCGUUCUAAGGAGAGAAAGGGUUUCAAGAAAAUGCUUCCGUGUGUUGCUUUCAGGUAGCUCUGGAGAUUAUAGACGGAUUAUUCUCCCAGUUUAAAUGAAGAAAAGGAAAAUUCACAGACGAAUAAAUUAACUCAGGUCAUUGUGAUCCCGAGCUUCAGGUAAGACAGAAAACAGAAAUGUCCAAUGAUUGAUUGGAUAUCCAAAACCAGAUCUCCAUCUCCCGUCUGGGCUGGAGCCUAGUACUUUACAAGAUAUUUGAAGCGUAAGAGUAGAUGGUAUUACUGAGGAUGCCCAGUGGAGGUGAGAAUGGGACCAGGGGCAGAAACCCUAAUGACACCCGCCCCCAUGCCAGAGUACGGCAGGAAAAGGACAAGAGAGCAGGACAAGAGAGCGAGACGGCUGGUAUGCAGGGCAAGCGCACCUAGGACAGGGGGCCAGACUGGCUGCGCUGAGAGGCUUUCACGUGGAGGCGUCACAACAACCGGGUCACAGAGCUUUGGGAAGGUUGAUAACAUUCCACCUAAUUGAGCAAUUUCGAAAUUACCAGAACCCUCUGCGGGCCAAGGAUUGGUUUCCUCAGAGCAGGGGGUGCAGAGAGGGAACAGAAAUCCCAGUCAGGGAGUGCGCGGACCCCACACAGCCUCUUGACGCCCGGUCAGGCUAUUCCGCCCCUAUAGCAAACCACAUCUCACGCCCCGCAACUGGCCCUCAACUUCCAGAACCUCAGACCCAGGAGUACCACCCCACUGAGCUUAGGACGCGCCCCUACCCCACGCCAGCAAACCUCCAAGCCCUCGGACACCCGGUCAAACCACCGCUCCUCUACGCCCUCCCUGAGCUCACAUGAAAAAGCCAAGCACUUCUUCCGUGCUCCCAAAGUUUCCUCUGUACCUUAUAAGGUUUUGUAUUAUUGGUACUGCGUCUGGCCCCAAACAAAAAGCAAGCCAGACCAAAAAGUCGAGGGAAGCUGAGGGUCGAGGGAGGAGACGCCUCCACAGGACAGUGGUAACAGAGAACUACGACUCCCAUGAGGCAAUGGGGCCCCCGCACCCAACUCCCAGCUUCCUCUGCGAGGCGCAAGACAGUCUAGAUGGACAGUGGGAGCUCUGAGUCGGGUCAGAACGUGCCCCCGAGCUGUGAAGUGGCCUUUCGGGAUGGCAGAGUCCGGGAAGGUACCUGAAGCCCUGAUGGAGCGGCCGGACGUGGCCCGCGGCCUGGAGAAUUUGCCUGUGAGCGUUUGGCCGUCAGGGGCGGGGCCAGAGCCCUUCCAGUAUACUCCUGAUCAUGUAGCUGGGCCUGGAGCAGACAUUGAUCCCUCUCAAAUAACCUUUCCCGGAUGUAUUUGUCUUAAAACUCCCUGCCUCCCUGGUACUUGCUCCUGUCUGCGUCGUGAGAAGAACUAUGAUGAUAAUUUGUGCCUCAGAGAUAUAGGAUCCGGAGCAAAGUGUGCUGAGCCAGUUUUUGAAUGCAACGCCCUGUGUCGGUGCAGUGACCACUGCAGGAACCGAGUGGUCCAGCGGGGUCUGCACUUCCACCUCCAGGUGUUCAAGACAGACCACAAAGGCUGGGGACUUCGUACCCUGGACUUCAUACCAAAAGGACGGUUCGUCUGUGAAUAUGCCGGCGAGGUUUUAGGAGUCUCUGAAGUUCAGAGAAGAAUUCAGUUACAAACCAUACAUGAUUCAAAUUACAUUAUAGCCAUCAGGGAGCAUGUUUAUAAUGGGCAGGUAAUAGAGACGUUUGUUGAUCCUGCCUAUAUAGGAAAUAUUGGAAGAUUCCUUAACCAUUCUUGUGAGCCAAACCUAUUGAUGAUUCCUGUCCGAAUUGACUCAAUGGUACCGAAGUUGGCACUUUUUGCAGCCAAAGACAUUCUGCCAGGAGAAGAACUGUCUUACGAUUAUUCAGGAAGAUUUCUUAAUCCAGCAGAUAGUGAAGACAAAGAAAGGCUAGACAACGAGAAAUUAAGGAAAUCUUGUUAUUGUGGUGCCAAAUCUUGUGCCGCAUUCCUGCCUUAUGACAGUUCACUGUACUGCCCCCUAGAAAAACCAAACACAAGAGAGGAAGGAAAAGUAUAGGAGAAACAUGUCUGGCCUCUCAGUGAAAGAGAAUGAGAAGGAGCCAAGUAUGUCUGGCUCAGCCCUUUCCGGAUUGCCCCCUUUCAAGCAAUUCACCCUCCAGGUGAGUCUACUCUGUGGCAGGCAGCUUGCCCCUCACUGCAGGGGAAGCCAGUGGUGGUCUGGCUUCUGCUGCUGCCCAGCUGCAGCGGUUUAACUCAGGAAUGUGGCAGAGACUACAGAUUGUCCAGCAGUGUUCUCUCACCCUUUGGAGCAGAGAAUUCUGAGUUUUUAGCUGGGUACAUGAUGGCCCAGAAUACCCAACUUUGUGGCGAAGUGACUAAGUUGUAGCUAGUGGAAUAUAAGGGGAAAAGCCUUGCUUUCCAAUCAAUUUUAUCCAGAAUAAAGCUGAUAUUUUCAUUUCUUUCUGAUGCCUGCAUUUAAUUUCUCAUUUGUGUCUAAGCAAAUCAAAGAAAGGGACAUGAUUGAUUAUCACUUGCUAAAACCCUAAUGAUUACCACUGACAGUGAAAAAUAUAACCAUAAGAAUGGCUUCCAUGUGUAUAACCAAAAGGAAACAAAUUGUUAAAAGGAAACAAAUUGUAAAAUUUUUACUGUAUACUUGGCUAUCUUCCAAGGCUUGUGAAGUUACGCUUCAAAAUUUCAAACAGCCUCACUUCAUGUAAAUAACAUGAAAAUAACCCUGUAAACAACAUGAAAAUAACCCUGUCAACACUACCAAAGGGGAUGGGAGUCUUACAAUUACAUUUAAACUUCUGGAAAGGCAAACAUCUCUAACUUCCUCCCUAAAGCAAGAGUGGUACAAAAAUGAUGCUACCAUGGAGGUUUAUUAGACUUUUUAAAACUAAAAUAAUUACACGGGUCUUAUACUUUCUUUUCUAGUAUAUUUAAACCCUACCACCAGGACACUGCUUUAAAAGUUAUAUAAUAGGGACCUAUUAUUACAUAUAACACUCUAUUCCUGUCUGAUAUCAGAAGGAUAGUUGUACAUUUCGAGUGAAUGAAAUGUAUGGUAUGUAAAUUCUAUCUCAAUAAAACUAUUAAAAUAAUAACUAUACUAGGGUUUGUGAAUUCAUACACUACUAUCAGGAAUGGUUCCAUGUGAAUAGAUUGUACUAGAGUACACAUAAAAUGCCCCAAACUACACAUGUGCAAUGUCUAAAACAAAACAAAUUUGGAGUUCCCUAGUGGACUGGCAGUUAAGGAUUUGGCCUUGUCACUGCUGUGGUGCAGUUUUGAUCCCUGGCCAGCGAACUUCUGCAUCCAAAAAAAUAAAACAUUUGUGAAGGGCUUAAACAAUGAUGCAGCACUAAGAUAGCCAAAAUCAAAAACAACUGCAAGUGUUGACAAGGAUGUGAAGAAAUUGGAACCUUCAUAUACUGCUGAUAGAGUUGUAACUUUGCACAAUUUGUAAAGCCAUUUGGUUAGUUCCUUAAAACGUUAUACAUAGAAUAACCACAUGUCCCACUAAUGCAUUUCUGGGUAUAAACCCAAUGGAAGUGAAAACACGUCCCAGAAUAAUUUGAAUGCAAAUAUUCAUAGUGGCAUUAUUCACAAGAGCUAAAUGUAGACACAACCCAAGUGUCCAUUGAUUGAUGAAUGAAUAAACAAAAUGUGGAAGCCAUAGCACACAAUGUUAUAUAGCUAUUAAAAAAAUAACACACUGGCACAUGCCACACACAGAUAAACAUUGAAAAUGUGUAUAUAUUCAUAUAUACACAUAUGUACAGUAUACAUAUACAGUAUAUUCGACAUAUUUGGUUUUUAUGAAGCAAAAUGGAAGCAUACUACAAAUACUAUCCAUUUAAUAUAUUUUGUACAGCCCAUAAAAGUAUUGUAUAGGUCUAGCUCUUUUUAAAAUAGCUGAAUUAGGAGUUCUUCUGUGGUGCAGCAUGUUGGUGAUCCAGCAUUGACACUGCAGUGGCUCAGUUCUGUGCUGUUGUGCUAGUUUGAAAAUAUUGUGGUAAAUUAAAGAACCCAAACACAAACAGCCUUAUAUUGUAUGAUCCUAUUUAUAAGCAAUGUCCAGAAUAGGCCAGUGCAUAGACAAAAUAAAGUAGAUUAGUGGUCGCAAGGGGCUGGUGGAGAGGCAGGUACAGGAAGUGAUUGCUAAUGGGUUCAGAGUUUCUUUUUAGGGUGAAUAUACUAAAAACCACUUUCAGGGGUUGAGUUUUAUGUUAUGUGAAUUAUAUCUCCAUAAAGCAGUCAUAAGAAAAAGAAAGAAGACAUGGAUGCCUCUCACUUGGAAACUGAUGACCUGUAACUCAGAACAUUGUGCUCAGGAAUAAACACUACCAGGUCUCAAGAGAAAUGCUUCUCCACUUGCUUUAUGUCCUCAAAACAAAACAUGAUCAUACCUAAGGCUAUGAUUUGUGUGUGUGUGUGGCCAUUACUACUCUCAGAGAUGGACCCUGCUUCAGAGGACAGCGAGAUUUUGAAUAGUAGGAGCUCUAAGUUUGCACACACCGCAGAAAGACCAUCUGAACACAGAGGGAGAAAACAUCUAUAAAGCCAGGAAGAGAACCUCAUCAGACACUGAACCAGCUGGCAUCUUCAUCUUAGACUUCUUAUCCUCCAGAAGGGUAAGAAAUAAAUGUCUGUUGCUUAACCC
Sus scrofa (pig) is the source of this 5370-nucleotide messenger RNA. The record is from RefSeq and is a predicted model, not a curated record. Lineage: Eukaryota; Metazoa; Chordata; Mammalia; Artiodactyla; Suidae.